Molecule: messenger RNA, 912 nt
Organism: Trichoderma atroviride IMI 206040
Lineage: Eukaryota; Fungi; Ascomycota; Sordariomycetes; Hypocreales; Hypocreaceae
Biological process (GO): L-glutamine metabolic process; oxaloacetate metabolic process
Cellular component (GO): mitochondrion
Molecular function (GO): omega-amidase activity
Source: RefSeq, a predicted model, not a curated record
AUGUCGUCCUCGGGUCCAGCUCCGGUGCUCAAAAAGCCCAUCAAAAUCUCCUGCAUCCAGCUGGCCUCUGGUGCCGACAAGGAUGCCAACCUCAAGCAUGCCGCCGAAAAGGUAGCCGAGGCCGCCCAGUCCGGCUCCAAGCUCGUCGUCCUGCCCGAAUGCUUCAACUCUCCCUACGGAACAAACUACUUCCCCAACUACGCCGAGACGCUGCUCCCCUCGCCGCCCACAAAGGAGCAGUCUCCUUCGUUCCACGCAUUGUCCGCCAUGGCCGCCGAGAACGGCAUCUACCUCGUCGGCGGCUCCAUCCCCGAGCUCGAGCCCGAGACCAAAAAGUACUACAACACGAGCCUGACCUUUGGGCCCGACGGCAAGCUGCUGGCCACCCACCGCAAGACGCACCUCUUCGACAUUGACAUCCCCGGCAAGAUCACCUUCAAGGAGUCCGAGGUCCUCAGCGCCGGCAACAAGGUGACGCUCGUCGACCUACCCGAGUACGGCAAGAUUGGCAUCGCCAUCUGCUACGACGUGCGCUUCCCCGAGCUGGCCACCAUUGCUGCCCGCCGCGGUGCUUUCGCCCUCAUCUAUCCGGGAGCCUUCAACCUCACCACUGGCAACUUGCACUGGCGUUUGUUGGCUCAGGGCCGUGCUGUGGAUAACCAGAUCUAUGUGGCCUUUUGCAGUCCCGCCAGAGACAUGAGCGCCAGCUACAACGCCUGGGGACACAGCUUGAUUGUGAACCCCAUGGCCAAGAUUUUGGUCGAGGCGGAUGAGAAUGAGACUACUGUCCAGGCAGAGCUAGUGGGCGAGGAUAUCGCCGAGGCGCGGAAGAAUAUCCCGCUGAAUACUCAGCGGAGAUUUGACGUGUAUCCUGACGUUAGUCAGAGAGAGAUUUCGUUUGACAGGUUGUAG